This is a messenger RNA of Phasianus colchicus (ring-necked pheasant), 1539 nucleotides long. RefSeq lists its product as uncharacterized. NCBI's taxonomy places the organism in Eukaryota, Metazoa, Chordata, Aves, Galliformes, Phasianidae. The record is from RefSeq and is a predicted model, not a curated record.
CACACUAAAGCAUGCUGUUUUCUUAAUCUUAGUGUCCUCUCCUGACAACUCAGAAUGGCUUUUUCUGGCCAGAAGGCCCUAGGUUACCCAAACUUCUUGCCCAGGAUCACUCUGAAGAAACCACAACCACUGGCCUAGCUGAGUGGUCUUCUGUGUUCCUUGGUCUGUGUCCUUCCUGGAGUCUCUGGUGUGCUGGAGGAUGUCAUGGAGCUGACAGUGACUUCACAGUUCCCCUAGUGACAACAGCAGAUGCCUGGUUUCCAUCUCUAGAGGAAGAUGUAAGGACAUGUGUGGCUCUAGUCCCAGCAUGCUGAAUGCCGUGAAAUUAGCACUGCACGACUGGCAGUGCUUUGGCCCUUGCCUCCUCACAUUCUUGAUAGCCUGGGCUGCCCUGUGUUGUUUGUUCAACUUCUCCAAAAAAUGCCAUCAGCAGGUCUCUGUCAGGAGCUGGCACAGGACAUAUUGCAUGAAUACACAGGAAUCAGGUGGUGAGGUGCACACAGGUGAGCUUGGUCUGCUCUCCCUGGAUGGCAGGCCUCUGGGCCAGUUCUUGUGUUACAGACCUGACUGUGCUCGCUGCAGCCAGGCCAUCUGGAAGAGGCUUUUGCAGCACCAUGCCAGAUGGGCCAGAAUGAAGGCAUCCCACCAUCCGCACUCCUCUUCAUCUUCAAACUCCAGAACCUCCUGCAGGGAAGAGAAUACAGCCAGCGCAUCCCAUUCCUCAGCCAGGAGGAAUCUGACCACCCAAAUUUACCUAUCCUCUGUUGAACUCUUGUGCCAGUCAGAGCUGAGAAAACAGAGGAAAAUCCAUCUUGAGCACACAGCGAGAUACCAAAAAUUGCUGACAAUGCAGGGGCCAGCUGACGCAAUCACCUUCAAUCUUGGACUUCUUAGCCAGGCCCACCAACUUGCUGAGACAGAUCCCGUGCAGCCAAUGAGAGAUGUUUGCCACUGGACUGCAUCACUCCCUACCAUGGUUUCCUCUGCUGAUCUGCCCGCUGGAGUGGAUUCUCAUUGUGUGUCAAGGCUAGAACAAGUACUGGACUUCUGGAAGCUCCUGAAGAUGCAUAUCCUGAGGAAGUCUGUAGAGACCAAGCUGAGAGCCUUCCCCACCAUUGUGCAGCAGUCACACAAGAUGUACACACACAGGACAUCAGUUUGCACAGCUAACACACCACACCACUCCAGCAUUGCCCCCAUCUACUUCUGUUCACUGGAGGCUCUGUUCCUGGAGGAAGAGGUGCAGGAGACCCUGGAGCUCCACAUCCGUGAAAAGAAACUGCACCACCAGUGGGUCUUGUCUGGGAGGCUGCCAGCAACACCUCAGGCAUAGCCAACAUCCACAUGACUACAGUGUGCUUCACUCCACAUCCAUUACUCUUCUUGGCAUCUGGGAAUGGGCACCACAUAAGAUAUCAGGUGGAAACCAACUCCUGCUGCCUGCACUGUGAAGGCAGAGGCCUCCCCAUUGAAAAUGUCCCCCUGAUUUUUCCUAUUCCCAUUAAAAAUAUUAAAGCCAUUCCUCUCAAAUCUGAGUAU